Molecule: messenger RNA, 964 nt
Organism: Numida meleagris (helmeted guineafowl)
Lineage: Eukaryota; Metazoa; Chordata; Aves; Galliformes; Numididae
Gene: PARK7
Product: Parkinsonism associated deglycase
Exons: 7
Coding region: 130-699 (189 amino acids)
Biological process (GO): guanine deglycation, glyoxal removal; protein deglycation, glyoxal removal
Cellular component (GO): nucleus; cytosol
Molecular function (GO): protein deglycase activity
Source: RefSeq, a predicted model, not a curated record
CCACCUAAAAAGAACGUAGCGCUCCUCAGGGGCCCCGCCCAACUCGGGGCGGCCUGGGGGCGAGGGGCGGGGCUGGGGCCGCUCGGGGCGGGGCUGUACAACGCAGCGGCGGUGCGAGUCCCUUCAGACAUGGCCUCAAAAAGAGCAUUGGUGAUUCUGGCAAAAGGGGCAGAGGAAAUGGAAACUGUCAUCCCCACUGAUGUUAUGAGAAGAGCUGGGAUCAAGGUGACUGUUGCAGGCCUAACUGGGAAAGAACCAGUGCAGUGUAGUCGAGAUGUCCUCAUUUGUCCUGAUGCCAGUCUAGAGGAUGCCAGAAAAGAGGGACCUUACGAUGUCAUUGUCCUUCCUGGAGGUAACCUUGGAGCUCAGAACUUGUCAGAGUCUGCUGCUGUUAAAGACAUUUUGAAGGAUCAGGAAAGCAGAAAAGGCCUGAUCGCUGCUAUAUGUGCAGGUCCUACUGCCCUUCUGGCACAUGGGAUAGGAUUUGGAAGCAAAGUCACAACACAUCCUUUGGCCAAAGAUAAAAUGAUGAAUGGAGCUCACUACUGCUACUCCGAGAGCCGUGUGGAGAAAGAUGGGAACAUCCUCACCAGCCGUGGCCCUGGUACCAGCUUUGAGUUUGGGUUGGCCAUUGUUGAAACGCUGAUGGGGAAGGAAGUGGCUGAACAAGUGAAGGCACCCCUAAUAUUGAAAGACUGAAAUGCUGUUGUGGGACACGGAGUAGAACAAUUUCAGGUGGAGAGUGUUGUCCUUUGUAGAGUAACUGAAAGAUGAACAAUGUAGUUGUGGAUGGGAUUAUCAGCUGUACUCAUCUAAAUUAGGACAUCUUACAGGUCUUUAUUCUUAGAAGAAAAUCCUGUUAGCAAAGAACUUCAUCAUUAGCAUCUAAAUAAUCUUAGCUCUUAACAUUUCAAGAUCGCAUGGACAAACGUUUGCUGAUGAAAUAAAAACAAAGCAACCUUGA